Aspergillus tanneri is the source of this 465-nucleotide messenger RNA. It is a transcript of the gene RPL25, whose product is annotated as 60S ribosomal protein uL23. Bases 1 to 465 code for a protein of 154 amino acids. NCBI's taxonomy places the organism in Eukaryota, Fungi, Ascomycota, Eurotiomycetes, Eurotiales, Aspergillaceae. Gene Ontology annotation, molecular function: structural constituent of ribosome. The record is from RefSeq and is a predicted model, not a curated record. Gene Ontology annotation, cellular component: cytosolic large ribosomal subunit; ribosome. Gene Ontology annotation, biological process: translation; ribosomal large subunit assembly. The transcript has 4 exons.
AUGGCUCCUAAGCAGGAAAACAAGCAAGGCAAGUCUACGCCCAGCGACAGGGCUGGUGCUGCCGCCAAGGCAGUCUUAAAGGGUGCGGGUGCGCACAAGGCUCGCAAGAUUCGCACCUCAACGACUUUCCACCGCCCCAAGACCCUUGAGCUGUCCCGCUCUCCCAAGUAUCCCCGCAAGUCAAUCCCUCAUGGACCCCGCCUCGACUCCCACAAGGUCAUCCUGUUUCCCCUCAACACCGAGAGCGCGAUGAAAAAGAUUGAGGAGAACAACACUCUUGUAUUCAUUGUGGAUGUUAAGGCAAACAAGAGACAGAUCAAGCUGGCUCUUAAGAAGCUUUAUGAUGUCGAUACUGUCAAGGUCAACACUCUCGUUAGGCCCGACGGUUCAAAGAAGGCUUUUGCCCGACUAACCCCUGAUGUGGAUGCCCUGGACAUUGCUGCCACCAAGCUUGCUAUUGUCUAG